Molecule: messenger RNA, 465 nt
Organism: Porites evermanni
Lineage: Eukaryota; Metazoa; Cnidaria; Anthozoa; Scleractinia; Poritidae
Source: the annotation of a GenBank genome assembly
AUGCACUCGGAUAUUAUGUCUGAUCAUAAUUUGCAAUCGUUCCUGCGAGAGGCUGAAAUGGCUUCGAGAUGCCACCAUCCUUGCCUGUUGCAAUUCAUUGGUGCAACAACUGAUGAAAGACCACUGAUAAUAACCGAGAUCAUGGAAUGUAGUCUGAGGACCAGAUUAUACAGUCAAGGUGCGUCAUUACUAUCCGAACAAGAAAUAACUAUUAUUUCUCUGGACGUGGCCAAAGCACUGAAUUAUCUGCAUCAGAAACCACAACCCAUCAUUCAUCACGAUAUCAGUAGUUCUAAUGUGUUGCUAGGUCGAGAAGGUGGCCAAUGGAGAGCUGAAGUGUCUGAUUAUGGCACUGCUAAUUUUGUAUGUCAAAGCAGUAUCAAUUACGCGGGGGCUGCAGUCUACUGUGCACCCGAAUUCUUGCAUCCAGACCCGCGGAAACCAAUAAUCUGCCAGGUUAGUAUU